This is a messenger RNA of Carassius carassius (crucian carp), 1787 nucleotides long. It is a transcript of the gene ada2a, whose product is annotated as adenosine deaminase 2a. The record is from RefSeq and is a predicted model, not a curated record. The transcript is spliced from 10 exons. NCBI's taxonomy places the organism in Eukaryota, Metazoa, Chordata, Actinopteri, Cypriniformes, Cyprinidae. Gene Ontology annotation, molecular function: adenosine deaminase activity. Gene Ontology annotation, biological process: inosine biosynthetic process; adenosine catabolic process. The coding region runs from base 189 to 1682 and encodes 497 amino acids.
CGCGCGCUAGCCCACAACGGAGCCAAUGAGCUUCGAGGAAAGACCUGAUGUCACUUUGUUGUGAAAGUCAGUAGAGGAGCAGAAGUCGUUCAAGCUUGUAUCUUUUUGUAUUGCCCAGGUUGUUGUAGAGAUACGGCGGACUCAAUUGCCAGUAGCACAGAGAUCUGGGGUUGAAUUACAUCCCAGCUAUGCACGUGGUGACACUAAGAGACCUGAUGCGGAUAUGGAUGCUGUUUCUGUGCUGUGCAUCAUGUAACUGUGGACCAGAUCCCAGGAAGCGGGAGGAUCUGAUAAGGCUGGAGGCAUCUAGACGGACAGGAGGCAACAUAACACUGAACGAGAGAGAGAAACUGCUUGACAGAAAGCUUCAAAAACUGAAACAGCAUGAUAUGGAAGCAAAACAGUUUCCACCGUCCAUGCAUUUCUUCAAGGCAAAGCACCUCAUUGAUCAAAGUCCUGUCUUUAGCUUGCUUCAGAAGAUGCCUAAAGGUGCGGCCCUGCAUGUUCAUGACUUUGCUAUGGUAGGUGUGGAUUGGCUGGUGAGGAACGUGUCCUACAGAGAGAACUGCUACGUGUGUUUCACAGAUGAGCAGACCGUGCGGUUUAUCUUCUCCUCUGGACAGCCUGCGUCUCGUUCACACUGCUCCUCAUGGUCUUUGCUCAGAUCCCUCAGGGGGAAGAUUAAAAACACCACUGAUUUGGACAACAGUUUCAUUCGAAAUCUCACACUCUUCACCGAGGACCCAGACAGAGCCUAUCCUAGCCAAGAUAUUGUGUGGAAGAGAUUUAAGCAGGCUUUCUUAGUGGCCUAUGGGCUGGUCACGUAUGCACCCGUGUUCAAAGACUACCUCUAUGAAGGUCUCAGACAGUUUUAUGAGGACAACAUCAUGUAUGUGGAAAUCAGGGCGCUGCUGCCAGUGACAUAUGAACUUGAUGGCAGAAAAAAUAAUAAGGACUGGAGUAUGAGGGCCUGUCAGGACGUUGUGAGAAGAUUUACUGCAAACUACCCAGACUUCUUAGGGGCUCGGGUGAUUUUUACAGUCCACAGGAGUAUAAAUGCAGCUGAGGCGGUGAAGACAGUAGAGGAAGCAAUGACGCUACACAGGAACUUUCCAGAUAUCAUGGCAGGCUUUGACUUUGUAGGACAAGAAGACCUUGGAAGACCUCUGUGGUACUUCAAGGACGCUUUGAGUGUUAACCUGCCCUACUUUUUCCACGCAGGAGAGACAGAUUCACAGGGAACAGAUGUGGAUCAGAACCUCAUGGAUGCUCUUCUGUUCAACACCACACGUAUAGGUCACGGCUUCGCUUUGGCACGUCAUCCUGUAGUUAAAGAGAUGUCUAGAAAGAUGGAUGUACCACUUGAAGUCUGUCCAAUCUCAAAUCAGGUGUUGAAACUGGUCUCAGACUUGCGGGACCACCCAGCGGCGGUGCUGAUGGCCGAGGGUCACCCUGUAGUGAUCAGCUCGGAUGAUCCAGCUCUGUUUGGGGCUACUGCCCUUUCACACGAUUUCUACGAAGCCUUCAUGGGCUUUGGAGGAAUGAGCUUUAAUAUAGGCACAUUGAAAGAGCUGGUCAUAAACUCCCUCAGGUACAGCUCAUUGCCAAGUCAAACUAAGAAAAAGGCUAUUGAGGUAUUGCUGGGAAAAUGGGACAAGUUUGUCUCGGAAAGUUUACUGUAGACUACUUCAAACUACUUUCAAACAUGCUCUAAGGGCAAUAUGUUUUCCUCUUAUGUAUGUCAUAUUGGUGAACAUACUGGAGUGUGAAUUCUGUAAAUUAGCUGU